Aspergillus novofumigatus IBT 16806 is the source of this 962-nucleotide messenger RNA. RefSeq names its product nucleolar protein 16. The record is from RefSeq and is a predicted model, not a curated record. NCBI's taxonomy places the organism in Eukaryota, Fungi, Ascomycota, Eurotiomycetes, Eurotiales, Aspergillaceae. Gene Ontology annotation, biological process: ribosomal large subunit biogenesis. Gene Ontology annotation, cellular component: nucleolus. The transcript has 2 exons. Bases 56 to 781 code for a protein of 241 amino acids.
UGCAAUUUUAUCGUCCACCACUUUUUCGAAUUAACGCUACAAGGCUAUAAGAAGGAUGGGUCGCGUGCUACAGAAGAAGAAAAACCGGUCCUCGACGCCGAAACAGAAGCCCAAGAGGACUGGGCAGCUGAAGAGCGGCAAGAAAAAGAUCAACGUCCUGGGAAAUGCCAUCAUCGCUCAAAAUUGGGAUCGCAAAUUGACCCUGACACAAAACUACCGCCGCUUGGGACUCGUUCACAAACUCAAUGCUCCAGCUGGCGGUAGCGAAAAACGGCCGACCAAAGAUGGGCGCAUCGAGGAGCUGCCCGAUGAUCCCCUCCACAUCAGGGGCAGCGCCAAAGCGUCCGCAAAGCAGGCAGUCAUGGGCGAGACCAGGGUGGAACGCGAUCCGGAAACAGGCAAAAUCAUCCGAGUGAUUCGUGACGAAGAGGAGAUUGAAAUUGGCGGCCGCAAAGUCAAACCUUCGAAUCCGCUCAACGACCCACUGAACGAAUUGUCUGAAGAUGAGGCAGCCGAGCGACCCGCUUCAGAAAGAGCCAAUGCCAAGAGCGCGAUUGUUCAACUGCUGGAGCGUCAGGCAGACCAAGAAGGGCAGGCAGUCAGGGCGAAGAAGCCUCGGCACCAGAGCAAGCGGGAGGAGGAAUGGAUUAUGAGGUUGAUCGAGCGUCAUGGAGAGAACUACAGCGCCAUGGCUCGUGAUAGGAAGUUGAAUCCUAUGCAACAGAGCGAGGGUGAAUUGAAACGGAGGAUUCGCAAGUGGAAGGCAAACCACUCCUCAUAGUUUGUGUCUUGAUGCAUUCCAGGCGCAUGCGGCGUUUUUAAUGGGUUGUUGAUAUCAAAAAGUUGUUGUCUAGGCUUCGGUUGUCAGUUUAUACUAUCUGACAGGUCUGCAACUGUUACAUAUAGACCUAUAUCACAUUCACGUCUUACAGAUACCAUACCAAUAUAAGAGUAAGAUGUCG